Pungitius pungitius (ninespine stickleback) is the source of this 6055-nucleotide messenger RNA. It is a transcript of the gene tsc2, whose product is annotated as TSC complex subunit 2. The transcript is spliced from 43 exons. The record is from RefSeq and is a predicted model, not a curated record. Bases 256 to 5946 code for a protein of 1896 amino acids. Gene Ontology annotation, molecular function: GTPase activator activity. Lineage: Eukaryota; Metazoa; Chordata; Actinopteri; Perciformes; Gasterosteidae. Gene Ontology annotation, biological process: regulation of small GTPase mediated signal transduction; negative regulation of phosphatidylinositol 3-kinase/protein kinase B signal transduction; negative regulation of Wnt signaling pathway. Gene Ontology annotation, cellular component: nucleus; TSC1-TSC2 complex; cytoplasm.
UCUUCGCCUCCUCCUCCUCCUCCUUUUCCUCCACCUUUACAGCCACAGAGGAAACUGGACCCGCAUUGCUCCGGCUGCUGGAAGUGGCUCCUGUCGCAUCAUUAGUGUGUCAUCCGGUCCAGGAGCGAAGAACCGAGCCUGGACAAGAACCAGAUUCCAGUAGUUACAUCAAUGGACGGCUCUGUUGGUUGAAAGCUGCUCGCUAAUGUAAGCUGACCCGACUCCGCUGCAACCAGACAGCAGUCAGUCCCAGCCAUGAAUAAAAAUCAGAGCAAGGAGAGUCUGAAGGACAAGUUUAAGGGGAUGCUUGGUCUGGGAACCCCCCGCCCACCGAGCAAACAGAGUGAAACCAGACCAUCGGAGGUCAUCAUUACGACUGACCUCAUCAAGGAGCUCCAACCAGACUGCGGUCUGAGCAACCGCGUUCGCAUGAUGAUCCACGUCUGUGAUCUUGCCAAAACAAAGAAAUUUGAGGAAAAUGCAGUGGAGGCUGUAUGGAAAGCUGUGGAGGACAUGUUGACUCCAGAUCAGCCUGCGGAGGCCAGACAUGCAGUCCUGCAGCUGUUGAGGGCCAUUAUACACGGACAGGGUGAGCGGCUCGGGCCUUUGAGAGCGUACUUUUUCAAUGUGAUCAGAGACUACCAACCGCGCAAUGAGGACGUCUCUGGUAGGCUGGAAGUCUUUAAGGCCCUGACGGAGAACGGAAAAGACAUCACGUACCUGGAAGAGGACAUAGCACGCUUUGUCCUCCUUUGGAUGGAGAUCGAUCUCUCCUCCGACUUUCUCCACGUUCUCGUAAAUCUGGUGAAGUUCAACAGCUGUUACCUGGACCAACAUGUUUCCAUCAUGGUCCAGAACAUCUGUCUCCUGUGCAACAGAACAACAUCCUCAACAGAUAUUGACGUGGCGCUACAAGUGCUGGAUGCAGUGGUGUGUUACAACUGCCUUCCCUCAGACUCUCUGACCGUCUUCAUCAUCACACUUUGUCGAACCGUCAACUUCAAGGAGUUUUGUGAAUCCUGCUGGAAGUUGAUGAGGAAGGUGUUGGGCACUCACCUCGGCCACAGUGCCAUUUACACCAUGUGCCGCAUAAUGGAGGAGAGCGUGUACAAGGAGGAUGCUCCGCUGUUGAGAGGAGCUGUGUUCUUUGUUGGGAUGGCACUGUGGGGCGCACACAGACUCCCUGCCCUCAAAAACACACCAACCCUUGUUUUACCAUCUUUCUACAAGGCCAUGUCGUGUGCCAAUGAGGUGGUGUCCUAUGAGAUCGUCCUCUCCAUCACCAGACUGAUCAAGAAGUACGGCAAAGAGCUGCAGGUGGUCACCUGGGACAUCCUGCUGGGAAUCAUAGAGCGACUGCUGCAACAGAUCCAGACAAUCGGCAGUGCGGAAUUGAAGUCCAUUGUGUACGAGCUGUUGACCAACGUGGAGGAGCUGUACGAGCAGAACGGUUACCACGGCUCCACGGAGAAGUUCUUCAGUCUGGUGGAGAAAUGUGCUGACAAGAGACCUGAUGCAUCAGUGCUGACCCUCAUCUCCUACAGAGCCCAGUCCAUCCAGCCAGCCAAGGACGGCUGGAUUCAGAGCCUACACCGCCUCAUGGAGAAAUUCUUCAGGAACGAGACUCGCAGCGUGAUAAGGAUCAAAGUGCUUCAUAUCCUCUCCUUCGUUCUCAGUACCAACCGACAGCUUUACGAGGAUGAGUUGAUUGAAAUGGUGGUGGUCCCCCAACUCAGUGUGAUCGCUGAAGAUCGGGACCUUGCUGUCCGAAAACAGGCCACCCAGCUCCUGGUGGACCUCGCCGAGGGUUGCAACACACACCACUUCACCAGCCUGCUGGACAUUAUUGAGCGGGUGGCCAGUCGCUCUCUGCUGUGCUCGGGGCCCCUUGAGGUUUCUGAGAGGGAGACCACACCAGAGUCUCCGGUGGAGGACGUCAGGACUGCUAUACUGGGCCUACUGGAAAUACUGCAGAGCAAGCUGUACAGCCUACCAGCCAGUCACGCCUGUCGUGUGUAUGAGUUGCUUAUCAGCCACCUGCAGCUUCACUACAAGAACAAGUACUAUUCACCUAUUGCUUCCAGCAUCAGACUACAGGUGUUUGACUUCUUCCUGAUGAUGCGAGCAGACUCUCUUCACCGUCUGGGAGUCCCCAACAAGGACAAAGCCAUCAGGUUUAGCCCUUAUUGCUACUGUGACACAGGGGAUCCAGAGAAGCGGGUGAGUGAAAAGAAGCCUGUAGGUCCAACAUCCCCUCCUGCCGGCAGCCCUGCUCCCCCCCCCACUGCUGCGCCUGCUUCAGGAUCAAUACGCUUGGCCUACCUGCCCUACGCGCCGGCCUUCAGCGUGCUCCUGCAGUGCCUCAAGAUGGAGACCGAUUGGAAGGUGUUGAAACUGGUUCUCGACAAGCUGCCUUGGACGCUGCAGUACAAAGUGCUGCUGCUCACCUCCCCUUGCAGCUUGGACCAGCUGUGCUCUACACUCUGCUGCAUGGUGACAGAUCGACUGAUCUCGGAGCGCUUGAAGAAGAUCCCAGAGGGGUUUUCUCGCACUGAUGUUCAUUUGGCGGUGGUUCCUGUUCUCACUGCGAUCACCUCCUACCAUAACUACCUGGAGCAGUUGAGACAGAGAGAACUGGUCCAGUGCCUCGAAACUGGCCUCAUUUACCGCUGUGCCAAGCAGUGUGUGGUGGCUCUUACGAUGUGCACGGUGGAGAUGCCUGACAUCAUGAUCAAGCUCCUCCCCGCUCUUAUCGUCAAGCUCACCCACAUUUCUGCAACCGUUGCCAUGGCAUCUCCCAUGCUCGAGUUCCUCUCCACUCUGGUUCGCCUGCCCCAUCUUUAUGCCAACUUUGUGGCUGAGCAGUAUGUCAGCGUGUUUGCCAUCUCUCUUCCCUACACUAACCCCUCCAAGUUCAACCAGUACAUCGUCUCUCUGGCCCAUCACGUGAUUGCCAUGUGGUUCAUACGCUGCAGACUCCCCUUCCGCAAGGACUUUGUUCAGUACAUCACGAAGGGGUUGCGUUCCAACGCCUUGCUGCCGUUUGAUGAUGGUCACGAGCCAAGUUCCUUUCGUGUCCGAAGCACCAGCCUCAAUGAAAGGCCCAAGAGUCUGCGGGCAGCGAAAGUGGCGAAGGCGGCAGCAGCGGUAGCCAAUAGCAGCAGCUCUCCAGUUAAAGAGCUGAGGGAUCUGUCAGCCAUGGAUGCAUUCCGCUCCCGCAGCAUCAGUGUCUCCGAACAUGCGGUCCGCAGGAUGCACACCUCCACCACCACCUGCAGUCUGGGCUCUGCGGAUGAAAACGCCGUGUCUCAGGCAGACGAGGGGCUAAAGACGGUCCACCUGGAGCUCACAGAGACCUGUCUGGACAUGAUGGCACGAUAUGUCUUUUCCAACUUCUCCGCCCUGCCCAAGAGAUCUCCCAUCGCCGAGUUCCUUCUGGCCGGGGGUCGCAGUAUGACCUGGCUUGUGGGCAACAAGCUGGUAACCAUAACAACCGGAGGAGGGGUCAGAACACAGGCGUUGCUGGGUCUGGACAUGGCUGAACGCCUGGGGGGAGGAGGGGAAAUGACAAGGUCGGAUCCGUCACUGCACACACGGAUCACCAAAGAAGCUCCAGCCAAACUGGAGUCUCAGUCGAGCCAACAGCACAACCGGGCCACACGCAUACGAGUCCGCUCCAUGUCAGGUGGCCACGCUCUUCGUGCCGGUCCUGCUCAGAGUCUCAGUCCUCUGGUCUCCCCGUCUGAGGGGGAGUUGGCUGCUCCACUCUCUGCCCCUUCUGCUUCCACCCUGGACGGUCUGGGUCCUCCCUCCUCCACCUCUGCUGCUCCAUCUACUCCUCCUCCUCUGAAAGACAACCCCAGCCUGGCGGAGUUUAUCCCCAUGCUCACGCAGGGCUGGGCAGAGAUCUUCAUUCGGAGACCUUCUGGAAACACAAGCUGGCUGAUGUGCCUGGAGAACCCCCCCAGUCCCUUCUCCUCUGAGCUCGGUAACAUGCCACUGCAGGAGCUCUCCACUGUGCUCAUGGCCAUGGAGGGAGUGAAGGAGCCUCCUACGCAGACAGCCAGCGCUCCAGCCAGCACCGCGGCGCCAGCCCCGGCCUCCGAGCCCCCGACCCAAACCCACGGCAGCACCGGAGGGAAGGCGAACCCGAUCCAACGCUCAAACACUGUGGGCAGCUCUCUGGCAUCUCUGGGUUUGGGCUCUGCCCCCCCGGGCCUUCCGGCCCCCGGCAGGUUGCACAGGAGCAUUUCCUGGGCAGACUCUGUGGUGGUGCUGCAGGAGGGGUCAGAGGUCGCCACACCACCCACGUCUGAUUGGCUAGAAAGUGAGGAGUUUGAGCCGAUGCCCUCUGAUCCCAUAUUCAUGUCUGCGGAAAAGUUCCCAAAGACCCCACCACCCGGGACGUUAAGCAGGUCCUCUUCAACCUCGAGUCAAGAUGAUGAUAAGUCAACGCUGGAGGAAGUAAGUGAGGGAGCGAUUCCAAUUGAUCAGCCCAUUCUGGGACCCUCCACCCCAGGCUGCCAAGAGCCCGAGCUUCCCUUCCAGCCCCACACUCAGUCCCAGGGUCAUGGACUCAAUAAGUCCAGCUCCUCUCCAGAGCUCCAGACCUUACCCGAAGCGUUCACCCAGGCUGCUCUCGAGUCGGAGACUGUGCCAGGAGAAGCAUCGUGGCCCAGACCAACUUCAGAUGGGAAGCCACAGAACCAGCAGCCCCAGAUUGAGAAGGAGAAGGUGGAGGGGAACGCAGGAGGUGACUGUAAUGACCCGGGAGGUCAAAGUCAAGGAAGUGAAGGCCCAGUUGUAGUGUCAUCUCAAAGUGGAGCAAGGAUGAAGUUGGAGUUUCCAACAGCGGCACAACCCGGACUCAUCUCCCCGAGCGGAGGCCACCGCCCCCGGGGUCAUACCAUCUCUGUAUCAGCUCCCUCUUCCAGGAGGGACAGGAGGACCGAAAGGGACUCGUACCACGUUAGACCUGGACCCAGCAACACAGAGAAGAUCUCUGGACUGAGCCCCAGCUUCGUGUUUCUCCAGCUGUACCACUCGCCUUUCUUUGGAAACGAAGCCAACAAGCCUCUGCUGCUGCCCAAAACUCAGGUGAUUGACCGCGCUGUGAAGGUCCUGGACCAGAUGCCUCCUUAUGACACCCAUAAGAUUGGUGUGGUCUUUGUAGGAGUUGGUCAGGUCAGCAAUGAGGUCGCCAUCCUGUCAAACGAGUACGGCUCGAACCGCUACGCUGCCUUUCUCACCGGCCUGGGCAAACUCAUCCAUCUGAAAGACUGUGACCCCGACCAGAUCUUCCUCGGAGGGCUCGACCAGUAUGGAGAUGACGGGGAGUUCACCUACUGCUGGCAUGAUGACAUCAUGCAAGCUAUCUUCCACAUAGCAACGCUGAUGCCAAACAAGGAGAGCGACAAGGGCUGUUGCAACAAGAAGCGUCACAUUGGCAACGAUUUUGUCAUGGUGGUGUACAAUGACUCUGGAGAAGAGUACAAACUCGGCACCAUUAAGGGUCAGUUUAACUUUGUUGAAGUCAUAAUAAAACCACUGGAUUAUGACUGCAACCUGGUCACCCUUCAGGGCCGCAAAGACUUGGAAGGAUUGAUUGACACAACGGUGUCAAAAAUUGUUUCAGACCGCAACCUUCCCCUCUUGGUCCGACAGAUGGCUUUGCAUGCAAAUAUGGCCUCUUUGGUCCACCAGUACCGAGCCAACCCCUCUGACGCCUAUGCGUCCAAGUGGCUGGCGAGGUUGAGGCACAUUAAAAGGAUUAGAACACGGGCCCAGGAAGACAUCCAGUCACGCUCGACACCUGGCAUUUCCUUAACCCAGGGACACACUCAGCAGAACAAGGCAUUUCAGCAGAGUAAUUCCCAAACUCAGGAAGGCCAAGGGCAGAGGAAAAGACUCGUUUCCACUGUGGACGAUUUUACCGAUUUUGUUUAGUUUAAUUUAUUGUCCUGGCAAACACAAAACAUCUGCCUUAAGAGCUGAGGGCAAAACAUGGAUUUUGAGACAAGGAUGUGUUUGUGAAAUAAAAAAAGUUGUAAUUGUA